Molecule: messenger RNA, 1014 nt
Organism: Anoplopoma fimbria (sablefish)
Lineage: Eukaryota; Metazoa; Chordata; Actinopteri; Perciformes; Anoplopomatidae
Product: protein limb expression 1-like
Exons: 6
Coding region: 1-1014 (337 amino acids)
Biological process (GO): autophagosome maturation
Cellular component (GO): cytoplasm
Source: RefSeq, a predicted model, not a curated record
AUGAAUAUGAGUGAGAUGGAGGUGGAGGAGAGCAUCAUGUCAUAUCUGUCACAGAGUGAGACCGACACCAGCACCAGAGACUUGAAUGUCGUGGCCAUGCUCCAUAACUUCUGGGAGCAGAGGCAGACCGCUCAGUUCACUGGUUCCUCCAGUGAAUCCGAUGGAUCUGUUGGGGACACAGCCGUCCACACGGAGAGCUUGCUGCUGUACGAGUCCGCUCCGUCCCCUGGUCCUCCAUAUGUCUGCUAUGUCACCCUGCCAGGAGGAAGUUGCUUUGGUAACUAUAAGGUGUGUGACACUCAGGCAGAGGCUCGGAGGGAUGCGGCUCGCGUGGCUCUGAUGAACUCACUUGUGAACGAGCUGCCCUGUCGACGCAUCAACCCUCAGUUCAUCACUCAGAGUUUGCAGCAGGCGGCCACAGACAGUGCUGUCUGUAUAGAAGAUGCUUGUGAUUCAGGCACCAGCAUAGGAACCUACAGUGUGCUGCUCCACUCCUACGUAGGAAAGACAAUGCUGGAGUUUCAGGAGAUGAUGACAAUUUUCCAGUUACUGCAGUGGAACGGGACACUGAAGGCUCUGAGGGAAAGGCAGUGCUCUCGACAGAGUGUGAUUUCCUAUUACUCUCAGCGAGGACUUGAUGAGUAUAUACGCAGCAGCAUGGCUCUGGAUUGGCUCGGACGGGAGCAGAGGUCACCGGGGCGACUCGGGGAGGAGCUGCAGGUGGCGCAGAGGGAGCUGGUGUUGGCCCGCCGUCGAGGCAUAGAGCUGCGCUUCUACAAGGAAAAGACAGAGAUCCUCAGUUUGGCUCUGAGUCAGGCUUACAUUCACCACACACCUGAGGCCUUCAGCGAGGUGCCGAGUCACACAUACAACCAAGAACAACUUCCUUUACAAACGUUUUACAGCCAGGACACAGAAGUCCGGAUAACCCCACCCUGUAGACUUUCACCAACCCUCCAUAAAAACAGAAAGCAAACAGUCUGUCAAAGCUCUCACAAACACAUAGACUCUUAA